GGCUGUCCCGUCUUGGGACCUAGAACAAGUAAUAUUUGAAGGCUGUCCCGUCUUGGGAUCUUAAGAAAGUAAAAUAUAAAUUUGAAGGCUGUCCCGUCUUGGACCUAAAACGAGUAAAUAUAUAUUUGAAGGCUGUCCACUUGGGACCUAAAACACAUAAAUAUACAUUUGAAGGCUGUCCUGAUUUGUGACCGUCCCGACUUGUGACCUAAAACACAUAAAUAUACAUUUAAAGGCUGUCCCGACUUGUGACCUAAAACACAUAAAUAUACAUUUGAAGGCUGUCCCGUCUUGGGACCUAGAACAAGAAGUGCGGAAGUGAUUUAUUAUGUUCGAACUUAAAGCAAUUAUUAGAAUGGUAUAUUUAUAGUUUGUUUGUAAAAGAGAGUUUGACAAAAGUAGUUGUUCUGGUAUUACUAUGUGGUAGAAAGAUUUUAAUUUAUGGUUUAUUUGAUGAGAUGAAUGGCAAUAUUCAAGUGUACUGGUAAGUCAUACAUUUUUCUACAUCAAGAAAGAAGAAAGAAGACAAAGAAGGGACGCUCGGACGAAAGGAAAAAAGAAGAGAAAGAAAAAAAAGACAGAAAGAGGACAAAGAAGGCGAAGAAGGAAAAAAAAAAGCUUCGCCUGACUGACAUUAAAAGAAUUACUUUGUGGUUAACAGAAGAAACAUUGUAUUUAAUUCUCGGUAUUCAUUGAUCACCCUGUUAU
Messenger RNA from Hydractinia symbiolongicarpus, 708 nucleotides. RefSeq lists its product as uncharacterized. Lineage: Eukaryota; Metazoa; Cnidaria; Hydrozoa; Anthoathecata; Hydractiniidae. The transcript has 2 exons. The coding region runs from base 463 to 696 and encodes 77 amino acids. The record is from RefSeq and is a predicted model, not a curated record.